This is a messenger RNA of Micropterus salmoides (largemouth bass), 3023 nucleotides long. RefSeq names its product F-box only protein 15-like. Bases 21 to 1934 code for a protein of 637 amino acids. Gene Ontology annotation, molecular function: protein binding. The record is from RefSeq and is a predicted model, not a curated record. The transcript has 17 exons. Lineage: Eukaryota; Metazoa; Chordata; Actinopteri; Centrarchiformes; Centrarchidae. Gene Ontology annotation, cellular component: membrane.
GCAUCUUCUUAGAAGAAGUAAUGGCGGCAGGACGAGGCCAGUUUAUUAGUAGUUUUUUGGAGGGUUUAAAGAGGGCACCCGCACAGCCGGCUCCAGGUAGACCAGAGCCGGGUCGUGAUAGAAGGAAACCGGGUCCGGGUAAAGGGCAGAAGCGCGGCAAGAGGAGAAAGAGGCCGCCAAAGGCAGCACUCUGCUCGGUUAGCAAGACUGAUCCCAGAUGCCCAGGAAAACAGAGAACAUAUUUCCCAAAAAUGAAAACUUCUCCAACUGAGGAGGAAGCCCUGUUGGAAAGACUGCCGUCUGACAUCCUGUUUAAGAUCCUGUCAUACCUGGACGCCUCCUCGCUGUUCUGCAUCAGCCACGUCAGUAAGCUCUUCCACCAGCUGGCCAACAAUGAUCAUGUGACGGAUAUUGAAAUUCCCAUCCUGCAUCUGCUUUACCUGGCAGAGUUUGAGAGUCAACAGUGGAAGCCGAAGUCAGCGGAUGAUGUGGCGCCGAAGGUUGACCCGGUGCAGGUGGAGAUUCGGUCGGCGGGCCACUGGAGGAAUAUGUAUUUCAGGAGCAUGGCUGGACAGGAACUGAACAAGUGGAGGAAAGAGCUGAAGGACAUCAGCCCGUACACUGGGCUGCCCAGGCAGACUGAGUGGGUCCUCAGGAAUCUGAACGUGAGCUGGGAGCUGACGGUCCGUGAUUGUUGGGGAAAGGAGAUCACGCUGGCGCAGAGCCGAGCGUAUUUCUUCGAGUCAUCUGUGAUCGUCCGCUUUAGUGGCGUCGGCUUGCUCAAGUACCAUCACAUCAGUAAAAUCCAGCUGCAUGGAGUCCAGAAAGAUGCGCUGAAGGGCCCCAGAGGCAGGAAGCCUGGCUGGCGCUCUCUGAUUUCACAGCUGGACGUGAAGACUCAGCCCAGUCGGUUGAUUGGCAACGACGUCCUGAUCAAACUGAUGUAUCUGUUUCCCAGCUUCAUCAUAGGCAUCUGGAGGGGUCAGAACGGUGUUGCCUUCAUCAUGGUCAGCCUGCACUUCCACAAGUUGGUGGAGAAGUGUCUGCUGGGAUCUCCGUUGUGCCCGUACUUGGAGCCUGUGGAGCCUCCACUCAUGGAUAUCUCGGACCCUGAGUUUGGUCUGCACGGCUACUCUCUGUACUUUGUCCUGCACAACACCGGCAGUGAGAUCAUGUCGGGACACUUCCGCCAGCUCUCCUGUCACACAUUUCAGAUCCAGCAUGGACUGAUGGAGCUGAGGGUCAUCAGCCGGACCGACGUGUCCCAGCACAGAUCGCUGUCUGGUAACAUCAAGCUGCCCUGGAAGAGCGAGACACUGGAGGGCUCGGUGGAGCUUAGUGGCUGCAUCAUCCUCGCCGUCUCCAUCUACCUGAGAGCCGGCUAUAAUAUAAGCAUGAUCGCCAAUGAUACUCUUCCUGGCGUCAACCUGAUGAUCGCCAUCGGAGCGAUCAUCAUGGUGCUCGGCUUCCUGGGCUGCUGCGGAGCCAUCAGAGAGAACCGCUGCAUGCUGCUGUUGUUCUACAUCAACAUCCUCAUCAUCUUCCUCCUCCUGCUGGCGGCGGGCCUGCUGGGAGCCAUAAUAUCGUCGAAGUUAGAUGACUGGGUGAAGAACAGCAUGCAGAACUUGCUCCCACUUUCAAGUCAACCAGCUAAUGUGACAGCAGACCUGAAUAUCUUGCAGCAGGAGCUGCAGUGUUGUGGUGUUGUGAAUGGAUCAUCAGACUGGAGUAACCAGGUUCCCAGCUCCUGCAACUGCAAUGCCACACAACCAGCAUGUUCAAACGGCGUCUACAGCACGCCCUGCUCCACCCAAAUCGUCAAUGUGCUGCAGAAAACCAUGCAGGUGUUGCUGGGAAUUGCCUUCGCCAUCGCCGUCUUGAUGAUUUUCGGCAUGGUCUUCUCAAUGAUUCUCUACUGUCAGAUUGGAAGGUAGGAGACUGCCUUCACCACUGCCUGAACACCCACACAUGGCCACGCCCCCUCGCUGCCUGGCUACAGCCAAUCAGCAGUGCCCAGAUGACCUGCGUAACAUGCAUCAUUAAACCUAAGUGCUACUGUAACUUAACCCGUGCUUUUACUGUGAAGGAACACGCUGAGAUUGUGGUUUAAAUUUCAUCUCAUUAAUACAUUUUAUAUGAAUAUGGAGUCUUAGUGACAAAAUAGUGGAAAUGCUAAAUAUAUAAAUAUUGUGGGCUAAAAUGAUAAAAGCUGCAUGUGAAAAAUGUAAAUGCAAGAAAUGUGAAGAGGUGUAAAAUGAACAAAUAACAAAAGUAAGUGAAAGUGAUGUUGUUAGAGAAAAGAUAAAAUAAAAAAUCAAACAAGUGAAUUGAUCAAAUAUCAGUGUUCCCAUAACUGUAUAGAAAACUAUUACUUUAUGCACAUUAUUCAUCUUAUUAGGAGACCCAUUACUGCCAAAAUGAUAAACCAAUAAAUGUGCUUUUUGCCGUUUUCUGCCCUGUGUUACAUGAAAGAUGCUUAAAAUAAAAAUAAAAGUGUUGAAUCAUAGUUUUUUUUGGCAGGAAUGGGCUUCCAUAGAUUUGUGUAAACAUAUACUGCUAUACCGCUGUCUUGCAAAAUCUGCUGCCGUCUUUGGUUACUGUUAAUCCUCAGGAAGAUGAACUUGUGGUGUGUGUGCUUGUGCUGUUCUAACAUAAGAUAUAAUAACAAUACUGGCAUUAUAAAACAGUAAACCUUGAGUUUGACAAAUAUUGUUAUAUUAGACACAAUACUUUUAAGUUCAGAAUUAGUAAUCUUGUGGAGCAAAAAUGUAUUUCUUUUUCUUGUUUCUUUGCACCGAUUCUUGUUACUGGUGCAUUUAUGAAUGCUUUUUUUUUUUUAUUAUUAUUUUAUUUUUCAGGCAUUGGUUGAAAUCUGUAAAGAUGUUUUAAUUUUUUUUGUAACCUAACUGAAUUUAGUUUGGGAAUGUGUCAUACCAUAUAAGAAGUUCUCUGAAAUAUCUUUAUUUUGUAGUCGACUACCACCAGGGAAAUAAAACUAUUAGCUUGCAACAUGAAAUGGCAAA